Hypomesus transpacificus is the source of this 3787-nucleotide messenger RNA. It is a transcript of the gene epc2, whose product is annotated as enhancer of polycomb homolog 2 (Drosophila). Lineage: Eukaryota; Metazoa; Chordata; Actinopteri; Osmeriformes; Osmeridae. Gene Ontology annotation, biological process: regulation of transcription by RNA polymerase II. The record is from RefSeq and is a predicted model, not a curated record. The coding region runs from base 271 to 2589 and encodes 772 amino acids. The transcript has 14 exons. Gene Ontology annotation, cellular component: piccolo histone acetyltransferase complex.
GCUGCCGGGAUUGCUCAGCCGCUGUGUGGACAUGUCCGCCAUGUUUUUCAUGGCGCAGAGAGCGGAUCAGCCGAGGAAAAUAGCUUUUAAAUCCAGUUAAACUCGACCAGAAAUGGCUUAUCGCACUGGAUUUCAAUCAAAUGGAAACUAAUGAGUUCUGUUAUUGUGGAAACAAUCGAGUCCCGUUUGGAUUAAUACAAAAUUUUUGAUCGAAUUCUGGCGGGAUUCAUGUUUCCUUUACAGUCUAUGUGAUUGUAAUAGGCGCAAACAAUGAGUAAAUUAUCGUUCCGAGCGCGAGCGCUAGACGCCGCCAAACCUCUCCCAAUAUACCGCAACAGAGACCUUCCAGACUUAAAUGACUGCGUAUCAAUCAACCGGGCUGUACCACAGAUGCCAACGGGGAUGGAAAAAGAAGAAGAAUCGGAGCACCAUCUCCAGAGGGCCAUCUCAGCACAGCAGGUGUUUCGGGAGAAGAAGGAGAACAUGGUUAUCCCUGUUCCUGAAGCGGAGAGCGACAUCACCUACUACGACCGCCUCUACAAGGGAGACCUGAAGAUCCCCAAGCAGCUCUUCCACAUACAGUCCCUGGGCCUGGACAAUGAGCAGCCGGACUACGACAUGGACUCCGAGGACGAGACCCUCCUCAACAGGCUCAACCGCAAGAUGGAGAUCAAGCCCAUACAGUUUGAGACCAUGGUGGACCGGCUGGAGAAGGCCAGUGCAAACCAGCUGGUCACUCUCCCUGAGGCGAAGCUGCUGCUCAACGAGGAUGACUACCUCCUCAAGUCUGUGUACGACUACUGGGUGAGGAAGAGGAAGAACUGCCGUGGCCCUUGCCUCGUCGCCCACAUCAAGCAGGAGAAGAGGGAUGGCUCCACCAACAACGACGCCUACGUGGCCUUCAGACGCCGCACGGAGAAGAUGCAGACCAGGAAGAACCGCAAGAACGACGAGGCGUCGUACGAGCGGAUGCUGAAGCUGCGGAGGGAGUUCAGCCGCACAGUCACCAUCCUGGAGAUGAUCAAGAGGCGAGAGAAGAGCAAGAGGGAGAUGCUGCACCUCACCCUGGAGGUGGUGGAGAAACGGCAUCAGAUGGGUGACUACACAGGAGAAGUGCUCAGCGAGGUGACGGUCCCCCUGCCUGAGAAGCCCUUGUACACUGCUCCCAUCAUCCUCACCAACGGCAACCGUCACAAAGCUGACAUCAAGACCAAGACACACAAGUCCGCCCUCCCCUACCAGGUGUCAGUCAAGGACGAGGCUCCCUUCGACUUUGUCCGACCCAAGAAGAAGUACGCCAGGAGGGAGAAGCUGCUCUGCCCGCCGCGCAGGCCCGGACGCCCUUCCAGCCAGUAUACCAUCAACAAGGCCGACAUCAAGCAGUACGACUUCCACAGCUCCGGGGAGGAGGAAUACCCCCCACUGUCUCCUCCCUCAGAGCCAGACGAGGAGAAUGACCCAGACGGGGUGUUUGCCUUCAGGAGGAAAGCAGGGUGUCAGUACCUGGCUCCCCCUGUGGACCAGCGUGGAGGGAUGUUGUGGGAGCACCCAGAGCUGGCUGGACUGGACACCCUGCAGCAUCGCCACUCCCUCACGGCCCUCUCCAUACUCCCCCGCUGUGUGGGUCUGGCUCGUCGCAGGCUGGGCCGGGGUGGCAGGGUGUUGUUGGACCGCAUGUCAUCAGACAUGGACGGCGUUCUGCAGCAGCUAGACCAACACGUCCUGACCUCCCUACCAAGGCCCGGGGCUCCACCUCCUCCAGACAGCCUCACCACGCAGUCCCACAGACAUGCCCCCUCGGCGGGCUCCGUCGCUGCCUCCUCCCUGGCUGACAUCCUCAGCAACAUCCAGACCCUCAGGUGGCGUUGCUUCGCACCGCGGCCCCGACUGGAGGAGUCUGGAGCGGGGGCCAGGCCAGGCACAGACUCCCUCUGCAGCAGGCUGGCUGGGGGACUGGCACUCAGUACCAAGAACAAAAGCUCAGUUGGCAUCACAGAGCAGCAGUAUCAGACUCACCAGCAGCAGCUGGCCCACAUGCAGAAACAGCAGCUGGCUCAACUCCUGCACACCCCUCCCUCCCAACAUCCCUCACUGCCCGAGCAUCAAAACACACAGACUGCCAACACCACUGACUGCAUGUCCAAGACUCUGGACUCGGCGAGCGCACACUUUGCUGCCUCGGCUGUGGUCAGCGCCCCAGUGAACAACGAGAACAAGCCCCACAAGACCAGCGUCAACGGCCUGGUCCACCCUCCAGGACCUCCCAGACCUCCUCACUCCACCAGCACAUCCCACAGCAACACAGGCUCGCCAGUCAGGCCUCACUCUCUGCCCAACCACAGGUCACACGCCCACGCCCACCCGGGCAGCGUCAGCGCGGUGUCCCCCGCGCACCUCCACCACAGCGCCCGGCUCUCCGCCCCCUCGCCCUCCGCCUUGAAGCUGGCCAGCGUAGCCAGCAGCAGGGACCGCGGGCCCAGGGUCACACCAGGCAGCCCUGUGGGCAGUAUAGCCAGGGAUAAUCAUGAACCAGAGAGACUAGCAUUGAACGGUAUAUCAGAGACCACAGUGGCCAUGGAGGUGACAUAACCCUCUCACCCCGCCAGCUCAGACGGGUGAAUGUGACACACAGAAACCUCCCAGAGGACAAGUGCACGCCCCAGCCACCAGGGGGUAGAAUACAAGGACCUGUGCUUUAAUCCGGCAUAUCAAAAUAUUAUAAGAGAUUUGUCAAUAUUAUAAAUGUACAUUUUGUAAAUUGGGAAUAUCACUACCGUGUAAUAUAGUAUAUUUGUAUCAUUAGUGUGUUCCUUUUUUCUGUUACUUGAAUUCAAGCGAUUUUGUCAUCAUGCUUUUGCACUUGAAAAUGCAAACAACUAGUAUACACAAAACAAUGCACCCGUUUGUGUAAGGGAUCAUGAGCAUGGAUCCUACAUCACUCGUUUUUCAUUAUUUAUUUUGAAAUGUUUACAUUUUUGUAUCUCACAGAAAACAAAUCAGCAAAAUAUGUCUGCAGGGAUGGACAUCAGUCUUGCUAGCAUAUUCGCUUAUGUGCUUUUUUUCUUUUCUAAUUAGAAAAAUUAGCCCAAUUUGAUUUGGUUUCACAAAUUAAAUAGAUAUUGAUGUUUUGUAAUUAGAUUGGUGGCAUUUUUUUCCAUACAGACAAGUUUUCCUGUUGCUUUGUUAGGUGCAACAGGAAUGUUGUCUUUUUAAUUUUUAAUUUCCUUUUUGAUGAAAACAUUUCAUUCAAUGCAUAUUUUUUUCCCAAAACAUUGAAGAAUGAGCCAUUGUCUCCACAGGAACAUAUUUAUUUAAAUUCACAUUGAAAUAACAAAUAAAUGCAUCCUUGAAUCAAUCCGCAAAUGUAAACCAGGAAAAUGUUUUUAUAAUAUAUUUGCCUUUUUAAACGGGUAGGGAGUGUGAGCCAGUAAAAAGGUACAUGGCACUAGACCGUGUCUCAUGCGAUGUGUGUCAUCUUUCAGAAUACUGGCCAACUGAACGUCUACCCCUUUAGACCGAAGGAGUGGGGGGGGUUGCAUAAAUAAAUAAUUUUUGGUAUAUUUUUUUUCUCCUUUAGUCAAGGGCCAAGUAACAUGUUGAAAGAGUGUCUGAGAUCAGUGCUAAGCCUCACUUGUAGUUAUGUGUAGUUGUAGUGAUUCCUGUACAGGGCAUUAGAAACGUGUUUAGAUUAGUCGCAGUGAUAGUGUUCAUGCACUAUUUCUUCAGACAUACAUUUUCCCCUGUUACUUGUUCUUGGAGUGUUUCUGAAAAAAAAAUGCUGGGAAAU